Molecule: messenger RNA, 243 nt
Organism: Anisakis simplex (herring worm)
Lineage: Eukaryota; Metazoa; Nematoda; Chromadorea; Rhabditida; Anisakidae
Source: the annotation of a GenBank genome assembly
AUGGUCAUCAUAUUCGAGUGGGCAACAGCCAGUGCAAGUACGCAGAAACCGAAGAGUGUAUUGGCUGCAAUACCAAAAAAUGCGUUAACGUUGGAAGAAAUUGAACGAAGCCAAUUGGCCAGUUCCAGUGUGCGACAACCUCCGAGCACCGAACAUAAACCACCACAGCCUAUGCCUAUACCAUCAGGUGUGUGGGGGAUUUUUUUUUCGCUCAUUUUUGAUUGUAAUUUCAAUCGUAUUUGA